Messenger RNA from Coccidioides immitis RS, 1104 nucleotides. RefSeq lists its product as uncharacterized. Bases 1 to 1104 code for a protein of 367 amino acids. Gene Ontology annotation, molecular function: protein binding. The record is from RefSeq and is a predicted model, not a curated record. The transcript has a single exon. Lineage: Eukaryota; Fungi; Ascomycota; Eurotiomycetes; Onygenales; Onygenaceae.
AUGGGUUUCGACGAAGGUUCCGCUUUCGCGGAAGGCCAAAGGGUGAUGAAAGAAGCAAAUAGCUCCAAAAAUCAUCAUGUCGAGAAAUUAAAUGGAACUGGCAGUAACGGUGAUUUGUACACCGUCAAGCUCAUUCCGGACAGAGGCUUUGGCUGCGUUGCUACUUCAAGAAUUCCUAAGGGCACGCGUAUUCUCACCGAGGCCCCCCUUUUUACGGUACCCAAAGCUGCAGCGGAUAUACAGGCUGUGGAAGAAGCUCUUCUUAAGGAGUUGAAGAGUCUUUCCAAGGACCAGCAGCAUUCUUUCUUUUCACUACACAACGCCCACAAAGGCAAGUGCAGCCCCGUGAUCGGUAUCACCAAGACAAAUGCGAUCCCUUUCGGCUCUGGGGGUGCAGAUGGUGGUAUCUUUCCGCGGGCAGCACGGAUUAACCAUUCGUGCAAGCAGAAUGCUCAGAACACGUGGAAUCAUAACCUGUCUAAACUUACGAUCCAUGCGUUCAAGGACAUUGAAGAAGGAGAAGAAAUCACGAUAUCUUACGUCGACGGCGCAGAAACCUUCAACACGCGGCAGCUUUGUUUAGAAGAAGCAUUCGGAUUUGUAUGCCAGUGCGAGCUUUGCUCUCUUUCCGCAGAAGAAAACAAGAAAAGAGAUAAUCGCCUGGAGGAAAUGGCGCGGCUUGACUCCAUGCUUGGCAACGGGAGACGCAUCAUGUCCAAGCCACUGGAUUGUCUUCAUGAUGCACAUACCAUUCUCCGUAUGCUUAAUGAAGAAGGUAUUGUAGGCUCAAGAAUUUCAAGAGUCUACAACGACGCACUACAGAUCUCUAUUGCACACAGCGAUCAAGCGAGAGCGAAAGUCUUUGCGCAACGAGCCCACGACGUUAGAGUUAUACUGGAGGGAGAGGAUAGCCCAGAGACCAUGAGGUUAAAGAGAUUGAUAGAUAGCCCUACAAGCCACGGAUUAUACGGCUCAUCAAAAGAGUGGGCGCAACCUGCGACGGCAAUUCCGCAAGGUCUGGACGAAGCAGAUUUCGAAGACUGGCUCUGGAGGCAGAAUCGUUGGCAGAAGGAACUUAGAGUUAAUGGAAAGCUUCAAAACUAA